Salvia hispanica is the source of this 2139-nucleotide messenger RNA. RefSeq names its product very-long-chain aldehyde decarbonylase CER1-like. NCBI's taxonomy places the organism in Eukaryota, Viridiplantae, Streptophyta, Magnoliopsida, Lamiales, Lamiaceae. Gene Ontology annotation, molecular function: oxidoreductase activity; iron ion binding. Gene Ontology annotation, biological process: lipid biosynthetic process. The record is from RefSeq and is a predicted model, not a curated record.
UUAUAUAUAUGUAAUGCUCAUUGUGCCAAAACUUUAAGUUGGAGAAAAAAGCUGACCGGUUGAGGAAAAAUGGCUAGCAAACCAGGGAUUCUCACUGAAUGGCCGUGGACAUGGCUUGGGGACUACAAGUACAUUGUAUUGGCUCCCUCAGUAGGAUAUUCAAUCUACCCAUACAUGGUUAAAGGAGAAAAUGAGAGAGAUUUGUCAAAUUUCUUGGUGUUACCUUUACUGUUGUGGAGGAUGGUGCACAAUCAACUAUGGAUUUCACUCUCCCGUUACCGAACUGCAAAAGGAAAUAACAGGAUAGUAGACAAGAGCAUCGAAUUCGAGCAAGUCGAUAGAGAGAAAAACUGGGAUGACCAAAUUAUACUGAGUGGGCUUAUGCUCUACACAGUGCCCUUGUUUUACGAGGCAGCUAAACAUCUCCCCUGGUGGAGGACAGAUGGGGUGAUCUGGACAUUUCUGGUUCAUGCUGGCCCAGUGGAGUUCCUGUAUUACUGGCUGCAUCGGGCAUUGCACCACCACUUCCUUUACUCUCGAUACCAUUCCCACCAUCACUCCUCCAUUGUCACUGAACCUAUUACAUCUGUAAUUCACCCAUUUGCGGAGCACAUUGCAUACUUCUUGUUGUUCUCGCUGCCAUUUUUCACAACUAUCUACAUGAAGAAUAUCUCCAUUCUCUCUGUGACUGUUUAUUUUACUUAUAUCGACUUCAUGAACAACAUGGGCCACUGCAACUUCGAGUGCAUUCCAAAACAGCUCUUCUCAAUAUUUCCACCCCUAAAGUACCUCAUGUACACGCCUUCGUACCACUCGCUGCAUCACACCCAAUUCCGCACCAACUACUCACUUUUCAUGCCAUUUUAUGAUUAUGUAUAUGGUACCGCGGACAAAUCUACCGACUCAUUAUAUGAAAGCUCACUCGUAAGGAAGGAGGAAGCACCUGAUGUGGUGCAUCUGACCCAUCUCACAACACCAGAAUCCAUAUAUCAUCUCCGCCUAGGAUUUGCACACUUGGCUUCUGGCCCUCAGAAAUCCAAGUGGUACUUGUGGUUAAUGUGGCCCAUCACUCUUUGGUCCAUGUUCGUCACUUGGAUCUAUGGGCGCACAUUCAUUGUUGAGAGGAAUGUCUUCAAACAACUAAAACUGCAAACAUGGGCCAUUCCCAAAUACAGCAUUCAAUACUACAUGAAAUGGCAGAGAGAAGCAAUAAAUAGUAUGAUUGAGGAUAGUAUACUAGAAGCUGAUGCUAUGGGCGUCCAGGUGUUGAGCCUAGGCCUAUUGAAUCAGGGCGAGGAGCUGAAUAAAAAUGGCGAACUGUUCCUAAGUAGGCACCCUCAGCUAAAAGUGAAGUUGGUAGAUGGAAGUAGUUUAGCAGUUGCAGUUGUGCUAAAUAGCCUUCCGAGAGGAAUAACUGAGGUUGUCAUUAGAGGCAACCUAACAAAGGUUUCCUACUCCAUUGCGGUUUCUUUAUGCCAAGAAGGAAUCCAGGUAUAUACCAGAUUCGAGGAUGACUACAAAAAAAUCAAAGCAAAACUUACAAAAGAAACCGGUGACAAUUUGAUCCUCUCUAAGCACAAUGCCCCAAAGAUAUGGUUAGUGGGAGACGGUCUAAGUGAAGACGAACAGCUGAGUGCACCCAAAGGAACAUUAUUCUUUCCCAUUUCCCAUUUUCCUCCAAAGAAAAUGCGCAGAGACUGCUUCUAUAACAGUACACCAGCAAUGCUGGCUCCCAAGCAUCUAGAAAAUGUUGACUCUUGCGAGAACUGGUUGCCAAGACGAGUUAUGAGUGCAUGGCGUAUAGCUGGAAUACUACACGGUAUAGAAGGGUGGGGUGUCCAUGAGUGUGGAAACAUGAUGUUUGAUAUUGAGAAAAUCUGGCGAGCCAGCCUUGACCACGGCUUCCAUCCCUUGACUAAGCCAAAUCCACCAGGGAAAUGAUUCACACAUUCCACAUUUAAACUCUUAUCUAAAUAGAAAUCUUCAUGUCUACUCAUACUAGUGCCUAUGAUUUAAACACAUAUCUAAAUACUCAGAAUCAACCAACCAUCACAAGGCCUUGUCACCUGUGAUGCUAGUAGCUUCAGAAAAACUCAUGUAAAAUUUUCGACAUCAAAAAUUUCAGAAUGGAUUACUCAA